AUGGAUCCGCUAACUACCGAGCCUCUUGGGGACUCAGAGGAGGAGCAUGUAGAAGACUUUGACUGCUCAGCUGAUGUAGCCGGAGGGACUUCUUCAGAGCAUAAUUCACCGAAAUCUUCGACCCAGGAGUGCUCUCCGUACGCAUCCACAGUCGAAAUAGCAGAUAAUGUUUACAGGAGGGAGGAGCACUACUUAGGUGAUAAUGGUGACAUAUCUGUCCUUAGCAUCGCAAAACCCAUCCGUUUUCCUGGUCGUGCUGCCGGAUUUCGGUUGUCUGAUGGUCAUAAGAAGUCAGUUCAGAUGCAGUUUGAGGGCAGGCGGUUUAAAUCAGCCGCUAAGUCCUAUUUGAAAAAGGAAAAACAGCCGGACGUGACAGCAGAACUGACGCGUUGCAAAGAUGAGGACUCCAGUUAUCUGGAGUUUUCCGAUUUCGGGUUGCAGUGCUUACCCACAGGUAUAUUCAAGGACCUUCCUCAUGUGGAGACCCUCUUUCUGAAUGGCAACAAACUUACUGGUCUACCAGCAGGUCAACUCACGGGGCUGCCAAAUCUACGUCGAUUGUUGCUCCAGCAGAAUGUUAUCGUUUGCGCUGGGCUACCACCUGAUCUAGCCAAGCUAACCUCUCUGGAGGUGUUGGACCUUCGGCAUAACCGUCUCGAAGGCGACUUGCCUUCCUGUAUAUACGGCCUUCGUGGACUGAAGCAGCUUAUCCUCAGCUACAAUAAGGUCGGAACCCUUUGCGACGAAAUUAAAAAUCUCCAGCGUCUCACAAUCCUCAUUGUCAACCGGAACUCUAUUCGACAAAGCGUCCCCAACACGAUCGGUCAACUGGCCUUCCUGACUAAACUCGAUCUCUCGUACAAUCACAUCCAAACUCUGCCUGCAAGCCUCGGCCAGUGCACACAGCUGACAGACCUCUAUCUUCACUACAAUCAGCUGACCCACCUCCCCGAAUCCAUUGGCAACCUCACCAGUCUAAAUAGGCUAAUGCUCAAGUAUAACCGCCUAGUGGAAAUUCCGGAGUCCUUAGCAAAGUGUACGCGUCUGGACGAGUUCAAUGUCGAAAACAACCAACUCUCCACCCUUCCGGCACACCUGCUGGCCAACAUGUCGUCGGUUCGAAAUGUGACUUUUUCGCGAAAUUUUUUCAGCGCCUUUCCUCCCGGUAACCGCGAGCAGUACACUCACGUUAUGUCCUUGAACAUGGACCACAACAGAAUUACUGAGGUGCCUCCAGACGUGCUCUCACAUCUCGGUCAGGUGACGAAGCUUAAUCUUCGUGACAACGAGAUUGCAGAUCUUCACGCUGGGGAUUUGCAUCACUGGGACAACCUCGUUGAACUAGAUCUCGGUUCUAACCAUCUCUUCAGUCUACCCGACGAGUUGGGGGCUCUGAAAUCACUGGAGAUGUUCCGAUUAAGCUACAAUCAACUCAAGCGUCUUCCAAACACUCUGGGCAAGUUGCAGCGACUGCGAGUGUUGGAUCUUGAGUCGAACCAGCUGGAAUCUCUCCCGUCCACCCUCGGAGAGCUCGUGAAUCUGCAAGACCUUAACGUUGUUUGUAAUCACCUCACAACCUUCCCGACUUCCAUCGGUAAUCUCCGUGAUUUAAAAAUCUUCAAGGCUGGAGAAAAUGACAUAACUGAGUUGCCUCCAGAAAUAGGAAAUAUGUCCAGUCUCCGCGACUUUUAUCUGAACGAUAACCACAAUCUGAACAACAUUCCUGCCGAAUUGUCUCAGUGUCCACUGCUGACCAUCCUCAGCGUUGAGAAUUGUCCUCUUCGAGAUCUGCCCCAGCCCAUUGUCACUGGAGGUUCUGCUAUGAUCAUUUACGUGCUUUUUGCAACAAGUUUUGCAGUUGCGACGCCAACAUACGGCCCUCUAAUGCCAACCAUCGCCAUUGGCAUCACCCUCGCACUUUUCGGUUCAUUUCCUGCGUUUGUCAAUCCACCUCCUCCUCCAAAUCAACCGGUCAUCGUCCGCCCUGCGUCCAAUCGUCCAAUUUAUCGGUGA
This is a messenger RNA of Echinococcus granulosus, 2013 nucleotides long. RefSeq names its product Leucine-rich repeat protein SHOC-2. The coding region runs from base 1 to 2013 and encodes 670 amino acids. The transcript is spliced from 13 exons. Lineage: Eukaryota; Metazoa; Platyhelminthes; Cestoda; Cyclophyllidea; Taeniidae. Gene Ontology annotation, molecular function: protein binding. The record is from RefSeq and is a predicted model, not a curated record.